AGAGCGCAUUUUGUCAGCGCCUGUGCUGUCUCAUAGAUGAUUUUUUUCUGACCUCGAUAAAUAGUACAGAGAUUUCUCACAUAUCUGUGUUUUUUUGCAGCGGAAACAGCAGGAGAGAGGUGUUUUGGACAGAAUGCAUGGAAUCUGAAUACACACACACACACACAAAGAAGAAAAUGGGGGAUUGAUUGGAUGGACGAUUGCAUUAACCAGCAAAAAGGUGUACAAGACAUUAAAUGUGAUGCCACUAAUGGAAAUAUGGCUGUAUAACCAAGACCACUGGAAGAACACUUAACAUAUUAAUCGUAAACACUUGAACAAACAUACGCUUUAAGUCUCUUCCACACUAUUCACACCUUUUUUGCCCUACUUGCUAUAUUUUAUUUCACAUAGAGAUUUGCUUUUUGAGAGCCCUACAGACUCCUACAUUGCCCAAUACACACCCACUAAAUCAUACACACUCACACAAGCCUCAAGAAACCAUGGCAGAAAACAUGAGCUCCAAGAUGGAGAGUAGCUCCGUGUCCAACAUCUCCCUGCUGGGCCAGGGAGACUCGGUGUCCAAAUCAGUGGAGUAUAAAACCGUGUCCGUGUUUCUGGUGGUGCUGGUAUGUGGUGUGGGAAUUGUUGGCAACAUCAUGGUGGUCCUGGUGGUCCUUACUACACGACACAUGCGGACACCCACCAACUGCUACUUGGUGAGCCUUGCUGUGGCUGACCUGACGGUGCUGGUGGCGGCUGGACUUCCCAACAUCUCUGAGAGCCUUAUGGCCACGUGGGUAUAUGGGCAAGCUGGCUGUCUGGGAAUUACCUACCUCCAAUACCUGGGCAUCAACGUGUCCUCCUGCUCCAUCACAGCCUUCACAGUGGAGAGAUACAUAGCCAUCUGCCACCCAAUGAGGGCUCAUACAGUGUGUACAGUCUCCAGGGCCAAGCGUAUCAUUGCAGGGGUGUGGGCCUUCACCUGUGUCUAUUGCAUGCUUUGGCUCUUUCUGGUGGACAUCCAAGUGAACAGCGAUGGACGCGUCCAGUGUGGGUAUCGGGUCUCCCGAGACCUCUACCUGCCCAUCUACCUCAUCGAUUUCACCAUUUUUUAUGUCAUUCCACUGCUGCUAGCUAUCAUACUGUAUGGCCUCAUUGCACGAAUCCUCUACCUGAACCCACUGUCCCACCCACCGGAUUCAGGCACCGUCACAGCCCCCACCCUCAGGAGAAGCUGCAAAGAGCCUGCGGAUGCAAGCAAAGGAGUUCGCCAAGGACGUCCAAAAAGUGCACCCUCAUCUCGGAAACAGGUCACCAAGAUGCUUGCUGUGGUGGUGGUCCUUUUUGCCCUGCUGUGGAUGCCAUACAGAACCUUGGUGUUAAUCAACUCCUUUGUCAGCACGCCUUACCUGGACGCCUGGUUCUUGCUUUUCUGUAGGACAUGCAUCUAUGCCAACAGCGCUAUCAAUCCCGUAGUUUACAACCUGAUGUCUCAGAAGUUCCGCUCUGCAUUCCGCGGCCUGUACCGGUGCCAGCAGCCAGUCAGCCAUCAGCGAAGUCUGUCUUCAGUCCAGACCAGUUACACUGUAGCUAGAGACCCUCGAAGCACUCACAUCAGCAAUGGAACCAAGGAAACCGUCAAGAGAAGCAGCUGCACCACUGCUAACCAGCAACCAAGCAUGGAAUGCCCCUUGGGUGAAAAGAAAGAUGCCACAGAGAAUACCGGUAUUGACAAUAACGGCAUGGAUAAGCAACAAGAAAAGACAGAUGAAACUGACAGAGUCAAGGAUCGAGGCGAUAUUGCAAACCUUGCUACAGAAACUGAAAGAAAAGCAAUUAAAAAAGAAGAUAAUGGUCCUGGCUUGGAGAAAAAGAAUGAUAGCCAAUGCACUGAUAUUAGAAAAGAUAUGGAAAACUGUAAUAAUGUUAACAAUGACAUGACUCCAGACAUUAGCCAUUCUAAUGCAGAGAAGGCUGUGCCAGCCUCUGAUGAGAUGAAGCCAGCACUUGAGCAAAAUGCUACUGAAUUGAUGCACAGCACAUUGUAAUAAAACCCCUAAUGUGUCAUUCUUAAAGAUUUUCAAGGGAAAUCAUAUAGGGGUGGGAGUUGUAUAGAUUAUUGCCCUGAUUUGAUGCUUGUGGUUACAAAAAAAUAAAUCUGAAGAUUAAUGUAAAUUUCAGACGGGAUCCAAAAGAGCUGCAUGUCUUUGCACUUGCUGAUGAGACUGCUAUGGAUUGCUAAAACUUGGACCUUCUCUCUACAUCAGUGUUAUUGGAUGGGGGAUUCGCCAGCAACACCUUCCCCCUUCUUCAUAGGCUUCUGAAGGUUUUGAUGUGUUCUUUUCAUCCAUAUUAUAUUAAAACAACUUGCCUGAUCUUCCUGGAAGGAGAAGAAGAAAGUAAUGAAUCCAACUAAGUGAGUCCAUAACCCACUUCUGAAAGAUCAGAGAGGGUCGCACAGCAACUGCUACAAGCUGCUUUUAUCUGAUAACAUGGCCCAGAGCAUCGGGUCAGCACAAACAUACAUCUAUGUUAUCCGUUCAGCCAACCGGAGGCAUUUAGAGGCUGGCACUGAGCCAGAGAAAGAGCAGAGAGCAUGGCCAGGGGAGCUGACUUGUAAUGCAUGAACAUUUGUUCAACAUAAAAGCCUGUGCUUUAAGAACAUGGUGAUGGUUUACAACUGUUUCAUCUGCCAUCAUGCCCAGAGGCAUGAUUGAGUCCACUGGGUGGCUUUUGUGGAAUGGAUGCAGAUUACACCAGAAAGGGGAAGAAUCAGACAUCAAUUUACAGACUCAUCUACUUAUCCGUUUGUUUAUAUCGAGUACAUGGGACAUUUUAGGACAACCGAUGCUUUCUGUUGAAGCAAAUGAAGAGGUAUAUAUUCGCUAUAUGUAUGUUACUGAUAUGUGCUGAUCUUGAAAAGAUUUGAAAGCACUUCUUUGUGUACCCAGUGCCAAAAUAUUUAUUUAAAUGUUUCACAUUUAUGUGACAAGCAGCCAUAAAUAUGAUUUUAAUGACGCUAUAACGACUUAAGCACCAUCAUGCAUAAAGUGUGUUUUAAGUUGUUCUUUUAAAGUCUGUUCCCUGUUGUAAUUGCUUUAUUGUGACGCCUGUAGUUUAUGCUUCUCUUGUGCCGUUUCCUUAAAAGGAGAGAUUAUGAUAAGAUCUUGAAAUUGUUUGUGGCUGGUUUUGUGGCUUAUUAAACUCAUUUUAGCUGUGCCACACUUAGAGUUCUGCCUGGAAGUCGGAAUUUUCAUUUAUCUCAUCAGGCAUCUUGUUAGAAGAGCCACCACCAUUCUGUUCGUCGCCGCUUUAGUGCUUGAGCUAUUAUUUCUGUACUGUCACAUUUCAUUUGAUGAGCAGUGAAUGAAGCCAGCACCAGUGUAAAGAGGCUCAUUUCAGAGUGCUAAAUUGGAAAGUGUGUUAUGCUGAUGUCUUCGCCACACAACACUGUUUUUCUGAUUUUAAUUGCAUUGGUGACAGGAAUGAAAAAAAAACAAACCCCAAAACAAAUAAGUUUUCUUUUAAGGCUGGAGAAAAUGCAUGGCUUUGCUGAGGAUUCGUUUAGCUAAAUUGAAUUUGUUGCCAUCGCAGAAAACCCAUGAGGGAAAAUAUAACACCUUCGGUGUGCUGCUUGUAAUAGUCUUUUUUUAAUCCACUUGAUAUUUGUUCAGUUCAUAAUGUUGAACUUCUGGAAUCAGAGCUUGAUGUAUGUGCGAGUUCUGUGAGCAUCUCAGCCUGUGUUUAUUUUUACAUGCAGAAAUUACAGUAUUAUUAUUAUUAUUAUUAUUAUUAUUAUUAUUAUUAUUGUGUUCACGCCUGUUUCCUU
Molecule: messenger RNA, 3811 nt
Organism: Hemibagrus wyckioides
Lineage: Eukaryota; Metazoa; Chordata; Actinopteri; Siluriformes; Bagridae
Gene: trhr2
Product: thyrotropin releasing hormone receptor 2
Exons: 4
Coding region: 483-2030 (515 amino acids)
Biological process (GO): phospholipase C-activating G protein-coupled receptor signaling pathway
Cellular component (GO): membrane
Molecular function (GO): thyrotropin-releasing hormone receptor activity
Source: RefSeq, a predicted model, not a curated record